AUGGAGCUUGAGUCUGGAGCCGAUCCAAGAGCAAAAGGAGAUGAAAAGAGUACUUUUACAUCUUCCACUAUUGAACAUGAGACCAGUCACCAGACACCUACAGGAAUUCCUGUGUCUAGGAAAAUCUGCUAUGCUAUUGGGGGCAUGCCCUACCAAAUGACAUCAAAUGCCAAGGGCUUCUUUAUGCAGAUUUUCUUGUUGGAUGUUGUGCAGAUGAGCCCCUUCUAUGUGUCUUUUAUUCUUUUCCUGGGAAGGGCAUGGGACGCCAUUACAGAUCCAUUAGUGGGAUAUGCAGUCAGUAAGAGUGGCCAGACACGCAUUGGCAAACUCAUCCCCUGGAUUGUGUUCACCACGCCAUUUGGGGUCCUGUCUUAUGUUAUGCUGUGGUUCGUGCCACAGGAAACAAUGUCUUCCAGCGUUAGCUUUAGCUGGUACUUCAUAUGGAGCUGCCUCUUUGACACAUUCAUGAGUUGUUACCAUGUUCCCUAUUCUUCUCUGAACAUGUUCCUUGGAGGAGACCAAAGGGAAAGAGAUUCAGCCACAGGCUACAGAAUGGGAAUGGAGGUCUUUGCUACCUUAGCAGGGGCAGCCAUUCAAGGCCAGAUUGUUGGAGUCUAUCAUGCAAAGAGAGCCCAGUUUUGCAGCUUGCAAAACAGCAGUGAAAUUCCAGGGAAUAUGUCACGUCUUACUGAUUCAUUACAGAAUACGAGAACUGCCUAUGUGAUUGCUGCAGUAGUCUUGGGUGUACUGUACUUCCUGUGUUGUGUUGUGCUCUUCCUUGGUGUGAAAGAACAGCUGGCCCCUCUCAGCACACUGGGCCGAAUCCAUUUACCAUACGUGACAGGAAUGAAGAAAGUGGUGGGUCACAUGCCGUAUGUCCGACUGGUCUUCGGGUUCUUCUUCUCCUCAGUGGCUUUUCAGAUGUCUCAGGGGAAUUUGGCGCUCUUCUGCACUCACGCGGCUGGUCUGGGAUCUUAUUUCCAACACCUUGUCCUUAUCCUCCUGACAUCAGCCACAUUCUCCAUCCCACUGUGGCAGAUGAUGCUGGUAAGACUGGGGAAGAAGACCACCAUAUUCAUUGGUCUGAUGACUGAAAUCCCUGCCUUGGCAAUCAUUAGUGGUGCAAAGAGCAGCCUACCGCUGUUUAUUGUCAUGUCCAUCAUAGCUGGAGCCAGUCUAGCAAGUCUUUUCUUACUUCCAUGGUCGAUGCUCCCGGAUGCUGUCGAUGAUUUUAAGGUAAAGAACCCCAGCUGUAUGGAUCUGGAACCCAUGUUCUACUCCUGCUAUGUCUUCUUUAAUAAGUUCGGAGGAGGUUUGGCUCUUGGGAUCUCCACCCUAUCACUGUCUUUUGCAGGAUACAAACCCGGGGCAUGCCACCAUAACCCAGAGGUGAUUACCACGCUCAAGGUGCUGUUUGCCCCUGUUCCCAUCUGUCUCCUGCUCAUAGGCCUGGUGUUCUUUUAUUUCUAUCCUAUCAAUGAGAAGCGACGGCAAGAGAUAAAGGCAGAAUUGCAAAAAGCAAUGUAA
Molecule: messenger RNA, 1527 nt
Organism: Chanos chanos (milkfish)
Lineage: Eukaryota; Metazoa; Chordata; Actinopteri; Gonorynchiformes; Chanidae
Product: sodium-dependent lysophosphatidylcholine symporter 1-like
Exons: 13
Coding region: 1-1527 (508 amino acids)
Biological process (GO): carbohydrate transport
Cellular component (GO): plasma membrane
Molecular function (GO): symporter activity
Source: RefSeq, a predicted model, not a curated record